AUGGGUUCAAAGCCGAUCUCUGAUCUUUCUUCUCGGCUGCAACGUUUUCGUAUGAGAUUGCAAAAUUUCGACUACGAAGUUGUUCACAUCCCGGGGAAAGAAAAUGUAACUGCAGAUUUACUAUCAAGAAGCCCUGAAAUUUCACCAAUGGAUCGGGAGAAUGAGGUUAUCGAGAAUCUGGAGGAAGAAAUGUUUGUAAGAAGCAUAAUUGAUGCAUUGCCUUGUUCUGAUAAACGGCUGUUGGAAAUUAAGAAUGCCCAACAUGAAGACCCGGAAGGACAGGAGCUCUUAAAAUGCAUCCAAGAGAAUAGAUGGCGGAAAAAUUCGGUAUUCUGGAAGUAUCGCAAUGAACUCGCUUUGGAAGAUGGAUUAAUUGUUAAGGGAAGGAGGAUGUUCAUUCCAAAGGCCUUGAGAAAAGAAAUCUUAUCAAGAUUACAUGAGGGACAUUUGGGUAUAGUGAAAUGUCGGCGGCGUGCUCAAGAAUCUGUUUGGUGGCCAGGCUGUUCAACAGAAAUUAGUUCUACAGUGGAAAAUUGUCCAACAUGUAUAGAACACAGACUACAGCGAAAGGAGCCUCUGAUGUCUACACAGCUUCCUCAAGAGCCUUGGACCCAUUUAUGUGCAGAUAUUUUUAAAUGUAACAAAAACUGGUAUUUGGUAAUACAAGAUUAUUUCUCACGAUUUUUAGAGCUCAUCGAACUCAAUACUUUGACUUCAGCGGCAGUUAUUGGAAGGAUGAAAAACAUUUUUGCACGACACGGGAUCCCUCUAGAAAUUCGUACAGAUGGAGGUACUCAGUUUACUUCUGACGAGUUCAAAGGUUUCACAAAAGAGUACGGAUUUAGAGCUGUAACUAGAAGUCCACACUUUCCUCAAUCGAAUGGAGAAGCUGAAAACGCUGUAUCUAUAGCCAAGAGGAUUCUACUAAAGUGUCCGGAUCCCAAUCUUGGUCUAUUAGCUUACAGGACCACCAAAUUGGAAUCGGGGUUAUCACCUGCAGAGCUGCUGUAUGGUAGAAAACUAAGAACAACUUUACCUUCUCUCAACGACUUUCAAGUGGUUGGAAAAGAUCAAAUAGAAUCCUUUCGAAACUGUGACAAGAAAAUAAGAGACAGAGUUAAGAAAAACUUUGACAACAGAAGAGGCGUCAAAGAACUUCCACCUUUAGCUGUAGGAGAGAGAGUCUGGGUUAAAGUUAUAAGUGCGAAAGGAACCAUAAGAACAACAACCAAUCUACCUCGAUCCUACAUAGUAUCAUUGAGUAAUGGGAAUGAUGUAAGACGAAACAGAUGGCAUCUCAUUCCCCUACCAAGAAAAGAGAGUGAUGAUUCUGACGAUGUCUACCGUGGAAGGAGGGUGCAGCCAAACCACAAUGAUGGAAUAAGAAGAUCGAGCAGAACUAUCAGACCACCAAUAAGAUAUGAGUAA
Molecule: messenger RNA, 1428 nt
Organism: Macrosteles quadrilineatus (aster leafhopper)
Lineage: Eukaryota; Metazoa; Arthropoda; Insecta; Hemiptera; Cicadellidae
Exons: 1
Coding region: 1-1428 (475 amino acids)
Biological process (GO): DNA integration
Molecular function (GO): nucleic acid binding
Source: RefSeq, a predicted model, not a curated record